Xyrauchen texanus (razorback sucker) is the source of this 4440-nucleotide messenger RNA. It is a transcript of the gene abcb6a, whose product is annotated as ATP-binding cassette, sub-family B (MDR/TAP), member 6a. The record is from RefSeq and is a predicted model, not a curated record. Gene Ontology annotation, cellular component: membrane. The transcript is spliced from 20 exons. The coding region runs from base 196 to 2754 and encodes 852 amino acids. Gene Ontology annotation, biological process: heme transport; transmembrane transport. Lineage: Eukaryota; Metazoa; Chordata; Actinopteri; Cypriniformes; Catostomidae. Gene Ontology annotation, molecular function: ABC-type heme transporter activity; heme binding; ATP hydrolysis activity.
GACAGUGAGCGGCAUGACACUAAUAUAGGAAGGACAUUGAAAUGUUUAUCAGCGCGCCACAAUUAUCACAGUUCAUCUGAGGGGGUAAUUACUCAAGAGUACACUCGGGAAACCUAGAGGAAUCUUCCGGAAAUUGGAGACAGAUCUUUUGAAACAAGACAUUCAUUGUGUGGAUCAACCAUCAUCAUCAUCAUCAUGGUGUCGAUGAAGAGUUACUGUGAAGUAGGAGUCUCCAUGCAGACAGUCUGGGUGGAGGGCGGCCUGACCCUCUGCUUCUAUUUCACACUGGUGCCCUCCAUCCUCCUCACCCUCUCCUUCCUCUUUGGCACCUUUUUGUGCAUAUGCUACAGCCGCAACGGCACGGACAUGGAGCCCAAAUUCAUUCCUCGCUCACGGCUCUACCGACUCCAGGUGUGCCUGUCGGUGCUGCUCAUCCUGCAGGCCUUGGGCUGGAUGGUGUUUCGGAUUGCCCAGGGUGGUGAGGUCCCGGGAUAUGUGGUACUCUGUGGGGGUCUCUCCAUGGUGGGCUGGAUUUGGGCUGUAGCUCUGCUGCGUUUGGAGAGGAAGAGGGUUCUGGUUCGGGAUAGAACCAGAGGCCACAGUGUGGUUCUGCUGCUGUAUUGGGCCAUAGCUUUUGCAUCUGAAAAUCUGGCGUUUAUAUCGUGGAUGAGCCCACAUUGGUGGUGGGGUUUGGAGACGUCUAAUCAACAGAUAGAGUUUGCAUUCUGGCUGGUGCGGUACUUCAGCACAGGUUUGCUCUUCCUGUUAGGACUAAAGGCUCCAGGGUUGCCACGGCGACCGUACAUGCUUCUUGUCAAUGAGGAUGAGCGAGAUGUGGAGCAUGGCACACAGCCUCUCUUGGGUAAUUCUGCAGAGAGUCAGUCUACAUGGAAGGACUUUUGGAAGAAGGUGCGUCUUUUGGUGCCUUACAUGUGGCCUAAAGAUAACGUUCUGCUUCAGCUGCUGGUUGUGCUUUGUCUCGGCCUGCUGGGAGUGGAGCGCGCCAUCAAUGUGUUUGUGCCCAUCUUCUACAAGAACAUAGUGAACGAGCUAACAGACGGAAGCUCUUGGAAGACAUUGGCCACUACAGUUUGUAUUUAUGUGCUGCUGAAGUUCCUGCAGGGAGGUGGAGCUGGUGCGUCUGGGUUUGUGAGUAACUUACGUUCGUUCCUUUGGAUUCGGGUGCAGCAGUACACUAAUCGUGUGGUCCAGGUACGUCUCUUUGCUCACCUGCACUCUCUGUCUCUACGCUGGCACCUGGGCCGCCGCACCGGAGACGUCCUGAGGAGCAUCGACAGAGGAACCUCCUCCAUCAACAGCCUGCUCAGCUACAUUGUGUUCAGCAUCAUCCCCACCAUUGCUGAUAUUGUUAUCGCCAUUGUCUAUUUCAUUUCCAACUUCAACGCCUGGUUUGGCCUCAUAGUUUUCAUUUGCAUGGCCCUCUACCUCACUCUCACAAUCGUUAUCACGGAAUGGAGAACCAAAUACAGGCGAGAUAUGAACACACAAGAUAACAAUGCCAAAUCUAAAGCUGUGGACUCUUUAUUGAACUUUGAGACGGUGAAAUAUUAUAACGCAGAAAGCUAUGAAGUGAGUCGCUUUGAGGACACCAUCUUAAAAUAUCAGGAAUCAGAGUGGAAGACCAAUGCUUCUCUGGCCCUCUUAAAUCAAACUCAAAAUCUCAUCAUUGGUUUAGGUCUGCUGGCCGGUUCUCUACUGUGUGCCUACUUUGUGACCGAGGGCAAGUUUCAGGUUGGAGAUUAUGUGCUGUUUGGAACAUAUAUCAUCCAACUCUACACCCCUCUCAACUGGUUUGGAACAUACUACAGAAUGAUCCAGAACUCUUUCAUUGACAUGGAAAGUAUGUUCGUGCUCUUCACUGAGGAAGAGGAGGUGAAGGAUGAUGUCAACGCAGGGAGCCUUUACUACAGGCAGGGAAAAGUAGAGUUUGAAAAUGUGUUCUUCGGCUACACGCAAGGCAAGGAGAUUCUAAAAGAUGUCUCUUUUACUGCACUCCCUGGCCAGACUGUAGCACUUGUUGGACAGUCAGGUUCUGGAAAGAGCACCAUCAUACGCCUGCUUUUCCGUUUUUACGAUGUUCAGGGUGGCUGUAUAAAGAUAGACGGUCAAGACAUUUCAAAAGUGAAGCAGUCAUCUCUGCGUGCUCACAUUGGCGUCGUCCCUCAGGACACUGUCCUGUUUAAUGAUAACAUUCGAGACAAUAUCCGUUACGGUCGAGUUACUGCCACUGACGAGGAGGUGGAGGAAGCUGCUAUUGCUGCCGACAUCCAUGACAAAAUCAUAGCCUUCCCUGAAGGCUAUGACACUCCGGUGGGUGAGAGGGGUCUUAAGUUGAGUGGAGGAGAGAAGCAGAGAGUCGCCAUCGCUCGUACCAUCCUGAAAUCUCCACAGAUCGUUCUACUUGACGAGGCCACCUCUGCACUAGACACCCAGACAGAGCGAAACAUUCAGGCCUCACUGGCUAAAGUCUGUGCCAACAGAACCUCCAUUGUCGUGGCUCACAGAUUGUCGACCAUCAUUGGAGCUGACACGAUUCUUGUUCUUAGAGAUGGUCAGAUCGUGGAGAGAGGAAGGCACGAUGAGCUGUUGGCAAAGGGAGGGCUGUACUCUGACAUGUGGCUGAAACAGCAGCAAGCGCAGGAAUCUGAUUCAUCCUCUGACACUGAGACCAAGGACAGGAAACCAGAGAAACUACAACCCCCAGCAUCCACUGCAGAACACAAGGGUCAUUGAACAACACUAAAUGUACAAUGAGACUACCCAUGCAAAUUGCAUUCAUUUUAAAUGAAACCAAUGCUGUUUUGUCAUUUUAGCAUCAUAUUUAUUUAAUAGCAGUUUUGUAUUAUUUUUGUGUCAGGGGCCAGUUCUUAAGUGCAUAUCUUGUUAUAGGUUUAUUUCUAAGAUAUUUUAGUUUGUUUUAAUCAUUUUGUUUGACAUCCACUUGCACUCGACACUCAGUUCCCUUGCAUUUGGAUGGGUCUUACAUAAUAUACGGGUCAUCUGACAUUACAUGUAGAAGAUGAAUACAAUAGUGGGUUCAUUGAUGAUAUUUUGUGUUAUUUAUGAGGUUAAAAUUAUUUUAAUUAUCCUACAGAAUUUGUUUGCAUAGUAUGUGUGUGUGCAUUUGUGCAUGUGGCUGUGCAAAACAUAAGUGCAUUCAUAAUGUAAAUUAAUUCAUAUGGCCUUUAAUGAGAAAAGACUGACUAGAUGUUAACGUGCGUUGUUUAAAACAAUGCUGUGACUAUUGUUUUUCCCUCCAGUACUAUAAUUUGAAGUACUACAUUGCUACGAGUAAAUUAAUACACUUCGGUAUGUUUAAUGUACAAUGGAUUUGUUAUUUUGGCCUGUUAUUUGAGAGUAAAUCUUACAAUUUGCCAUUCUUUAAAAGGGAAAUUAUGAAACUGCUGUUUGAAUAGGGUCUAAAGUGACACACAUUGUAAUUUACCAAAUUUAAGGCUACUUUUUUUUUACUGUUAAAACUGACUGAUGAAUCAUGAAGAUCAUGUUUAAGAUUAAAGCUGAAGUAUGUAACUUUUUCAGUGUUAAAAUACUUCUAACUCAGAUUAACAUGCUAAGACAACUAUAAGAAAGCAUUCAUAGGUUAAUUUAACCGAAAACAGUAAACACUAUAAAAAGUUUCAAUUUUGUUUUGAGGUGCCCGCUUGGCCCUGCCCACAGCAAAGUCUCUCGACCAAUGGCUUGAGUUGAGGGGCGGGGCUAUCUGACUGUUUAACCAACAACUGACCUGCGUGUUCGGAAAUCUGAUUUGAAAACGGUGUUUAUUUUUGCAAUUCCAUUCGGUGGCGCAGAAUUCAGCUUUAAGUUUAAAUUUAAGACAUUAAACAUGAUUCUGUCUGUUCAUUUCUGACAUGUCAUUAUGUGCAAGGAUGACUAUCAACUUAUUGAAUGUCUUGUAUUUUUUAUUAGUCCUUUAAGCUGUAUGUUUCAAUAUUAUUUUUGUGCUGGAAGUAUCACAGUUUCUUAUGCAGCAACAAUAAAGUGGUACUUGUUGCUUAAUUAAUUUUUGUACUGUACAACAAACUGUGAGGACAAAGAACUAUAUGGGAUUGACAUUAAACUCGGGGGACAUGGUCAAAAUUAGCCAUUGGGAAAUGUUUUAGCAUACUAUUCUUUAAAUAUGUGUAGAUUUCUAGACUAAAAAGUCUGUUGUCAAUUUUAAAAAAAACAUUCUGACAUAGAGAAUUUACCUUGGGUAGGCAACACUAUUACAAUGGAUGGCAAAAGCAGUUUGUUUUUGUUUGUAAAGAUUCUCAUUGUAUUUUAUUGGACAAUGAAGCCAAAGAAGGGCUUAUAUUUAUAUGCAUGAUUUAUUAUCAUGAUUGAGCACAUGCUGCACAAUUGUUUAUAUAUAAGCUGCCUUCAUGUUUUGUGUAAAAAAAAUAAAUUACAAAAAUCUCA